GUGACGCAUUUAAAAGCCAAUGGUCUAGAGGCAUCUCCGAGGUCCAAAGUCCGAGGCUUCCGUUAGUUGCCGGGACUUCUGAUCCACAAUCCUGUGACGUGAGCGGCUCCGUGGAUCUUUAUAUGUGGGGCGGGGAGGCAGAGAGACCAAGAUAGCCUUUAUCAGAAAGGAUGGAGUUGGGAAACGGAAAACUGCUUAGGACAGGACUGAACUCACUGAAUCAAGCAGUACAUCCAACCCAGGGCCUUGCCUGGACUGAUGGGAACCAUGUGGUGCUGACUGAUUUACAGCUUCAUAGUGGAGAAGCCAGGUUCGGGGACUCCCAAGUCAUUGGAAGUUUUGAGUCUGUCUGUGGGGUUUCCUGGGCCCCAGUCAGCACAGUGCACAUGCCCGCUCUGCUUGCCAUCCAGCACAGGAUGCUUGUCUCCGUGUGGCAGCUGUGUCCCAGCACUACAGGAUCAAGCAAAUGGCAGAUGUCUCAGACCUCUGAAAUCAGAGAGUCACUUCCUAUCCUUCCUCAGGGCUGCAUGUGGCACCCAAAAGACGCUGUCCUGACUGUGUUGACUGCACACGAUGUUUCCAUUUUUCCCAACGUUCACCAAGAUGGUUGCAGGGUAAAAGUGGACAUCAACACCAAGGGCCGAGUUUACUGUGCUUGUUGGACCCUGGAUGGCCAGAGGCUGGUGGUGGCUGUAGACAGCAGCCUUCAUUCGUAUAUUUGGGACAGUUCUCAGAAGUCUCUUCACAGCUGCUCCUUCUGCCCAGUGUUUCCUGUGAACUGUCCCAUCCGCUCCAUCACAGCCACCGUGAACUCACAGGUUGCUAUAGCCACCGAACUUCCACUCCAUAAGCUUUGUAGCUUAAAUGCAUCCUUUGAUGGUCCACCGAAUGGUGAAAACGGUGCUGUACAUCCUGUGGGUGAAGCGCCCCCUGUAGAUGGGCAGGGAGCUGCUGCAGAAAUGAGUUCUGGAGUGACAGUUUCUCCCUUUUCAGUUCCUCUGGAUCUGACUCACAUACAGUUCAACCCAUCCCGAGCAGAGCAGAGUCCUCUUAUUUGUUUAAGACAAAAGGACUACUUAACAGGAACUGGCCAAGAUUCUUCACAUUUGAUCCUGGUAACCUUUAAGAAAGCAAUUACCAUGACAAAAAAGGUCGCUAUUCCGGGCAUUCUGGUUCCUGAUUUAAUAGCAUUUAACCUGACAGCACAGCUAGUGGCUGUGGCUUCCAAUACGUGUAACGUGAUUUUGAUCUAUUCCGUUGCUCCAUCUUCUAUGUCGAAUAUCCAGCAAAUUCAGUUAGAGAGUAACGAAAGACCAAAAGGCAUACGUUUCUUGACAGACAGAUUAUUAUUAAUUGCUGUAGGGAAACAAAAGCCCACUGAAACAGCCUUCCUUCCUUCUUCAGAGUCUGAUCAGUAUACUGUUCGACUGAUAGUUAGAGAAAUAACACUGGGAAGAGAAUCUUCUGAAACCUCUGCUGAAAGUCAGGAUGCUUACUCUGACAUCAAUGCUCUAUUAAAUAAAACAGAUGGAGAAAAAAAGUUCACUGAGAGCCUUUCCCCAGGUUCGAGUCCCCUGAGCCAAGGGCUCUUGCUAACAGCUAACUCUAGUACUCAGAGUGGGAGGUCUGGAAGAGCCCUUAUUCAAGAAAUUAAAAGUCCCUUGUCCCCUCUGUCCAGUGAUUCCAUUGUCCAUGAAGCCCUUCACAGGCCCUCCUGGCUUUGCACAGCAUUGCCUCGACUCAGCAGGACCCCAGAGCACACCAGCACCCCAGAACUGAAUCCACCUCAAAAAGAGAACUUACAAAAAGAAAAGCAAACUUGCCCACUUUCCAGAGAGCUGGAAAUCCUGUCUCAGCACCUGGCUGGCAUGCAGCAGCAUCUUUUUGAGCUCAUGGAUUUUCUACACAAGGAGAAGCGACUCCCUUCCGCUCAUCCCCCCUCUCGGGAUCCUCCCUACGUUCACCUCAUUUACCAGAAACCUUGUUCUGUAGGUCCUGCUGAGAAAAGAGCUGUGCUUCUCUGUGACGGCAAGCUACGGCUCAGUACCAUUCAACAGCUGUUUGGCCUCCACCUUGUUGAAAUGCUGCACGAUUCCCACUGGAUCCUCCUCUCUGCCGACAGCCAAGACUUCAUCCCAUUAACUUUCACAGCUGCCCAGACAGUCGUGGUGAGAGACGGCAGCCUGUGCAGGCCAGAGGAAGCUCUUUCCCACAGUCAGGGUCCGGAUCCUCCACCUGAAGUCUUCGGAGACCUUGCUCCCCAGGAUGUGGACACAGCUGGCUGUUUCAGCAGCGUGACCUGAUGGCUGUUUUGCAGAGCACAUGUGCUUCCAGGUUCCCCGUGGGCUGUGUGCUUCUGGGCAACAGGGCUAGUGGCUGCUUAUGUAUUCAUGACUGUGCCACUUUGAGGACAGAAUUCUAAGAACGAAACAAUACCACAUGGCAUAUGGAUUGUACUUGAUGAUUUCUCCAAGGCCUCGCUUCCCCGGCUGGAAGCUUGUUAGCGCUGCCUGCGAGUGUUCCUAGGAUGCAAUGGAGUAGGGUAGGUCUUCUUCUUGCUCUAAAGAUGCUGGUGAGAAGAGCUUCUGGGGAGCCUGUGCUUCAGUGCAGCCUUUUAAUCCACUUCCUGGAGCAGCAGGGACUCGGUGCAAAUAAACUUCCAAUAUUUGACCCCCCUGGUACCACCUGAGCGCUCUCGGCCACCCACGUGGGGAGACCACGCCUUGUUCUCUUGCCUUGCUGUUCCUAGAGCUCUCCUUGAGCUGUAUUCUUUUAUCUUCCAGUUUGAGGAUCACAAAAUGUUCCCAUCCUUCCCUCCCAAGAAUAAGCCUUCACAGUUAACUUUUCGUUUGUUUGUUUGUUUGUUUGUUUGUUUGUUUAUGAGGUGGGGCUCAUUCCCAUUUGAACAUGCCAGACAGGUGCUCUGGCUUCCACUGAGCCGUGUACCCCCAGCCCAACUUGUCUCGUUAACUCUGGUAUUUUUCUCUUAACUCCUUUCAAAUCUGAGAGAUCAGCGUAGGAUCAAAAGUAUUUUAAAAAGUUGAAAGUUUCACAGAGAUCUGAAGGAGCUCUGGAGAGCCUCAGUUUGUGUACACAUGGUAAGGCACCGGCUUAGGACAGUGGGAAAGACCCUGAUCCUUUAAGCUGCACCUCACUGCUGCAGGCAGUAACCCCUGCCAGGCCCUGCAGCCAGAUUGACCUGGCCUGGGGCGGGGCAGCACAUCUGCAGAUGCCUUGCUUCAGUCAUCGAGGCUCCAUUAACACACGUACUCCCCUCCUUUUUCCUUUAAAAGCACCCAGAGAGGAAGUAUCUGGUGCCUUUGGGGACUCCUGUCUGUCUGCUGCAGUUUAUGAAGAUGGAGCUGGGCUAGGAAAGAUGCAAAGGCCUAUUUUGCGGUUCAGAAGUGUUAGGCAAUUGCUGGGCUAAUGGAUGGGGAGGCUGUGUGUCUGUAAUCAGUGGCCGGACAGUGGUGCUGAGGGGAGGCUGAGACCUGGCUCCAUCUGCAGAGGAAGUGGCUGCGGUGUGAAGUCACUGCUAUUAUGAACACAAAGAGGGACUAAGGGACCCCGAGUAAGAUCAAUGUGGCUGCCUCAGAUGUACUUUAUAAUCUCAGGGCAGAAUACUCGCAGUGAGUCUUCAGUACGGUCUCAGCGGCUGUGAUGGUUUUGGUUGUUCUGAUGAUGUGGUCUUUAUGACUAUCUGGAUUUGCACAUGCAUAAUUGCCACUUUUAUAUUUCUUCUGGUGGACAUAGUGCAGAAUGUUGAUUGUUUCUUUAUAAUAAAUAUGAUUCCAACUGAUGGCAACUCUAA
Arvicanthis niloticus (Nile rat) is the source of this 3811-nucleotide messenger RNA. RefSeq names its product WD repeat and coiled coil containing (gene Wdcp). NCBI's taxonomy places the organism in Eukaryota, Metazoa, Chordata, Mammalia, Rodentia, Muridae. The record is from RefSeq and is a predicted model, not a curated record. Gene Ontology annotation, molecular function: kinase binding.